Messenger RNA from Oncorhynchus masou masou (cherry salmon), 4857 nucleotides. Its product is annotated as metabotropic glutamate receptor 4-like. The record is from RefSeq and is a predicted model, not a curated record. The transcript is spliced from 9 exons. Gene Ontology annotation, biological process: G protein-coupled glutamate receptor signaling pathway; regulation of synaptic transmission, glutamatergic. Gene Ontology annotation, molecular function: adenylate cyclase inhibiting G protein-coupled glutamate receptor activity. Gene Ontology annotation, cellular component: plasma membrane. The coding region runs from base 16 to 2130 and encodes 704 amino acids. NCBI's taxonomy places the organism in Eukaryota, Metazoa, Chordata, Actinopteri, Salmoniformes, Salmonidae.
UACCAGGCCCAGGCCAUGGUGGACAUCGUCAAGGCCAUGCGCUGGAACUACGUCUCCACCGUGGCGUCAGAGGGCAACUACGGAGAGAGCGGGGUGGAUGCCUUCAUACAGAAGUCUCGAGAGGAUGGAGGUGUGUGCAUCUCUCAGUCGGUCAAGAUUCCCCGGGAGCCGAAACAGGGAGAGUUUGAUAAGGUCAUUCGCAGACUAAGAGAAAACCCAAAUGCAAGGGUGGUCAUUAUUUUCGCCAAUGAGGAUGAUAUCAGGCGGCUACUCCAAGCAGCCAAGAAGGCCAACCAGACUGGCCAUUUCAUCUGGGUGGGCUCAGACAGCUGGGGCUCAAAGAUCUCUCCAGUGUUACACCAGGAGGAGAUGGCAGAGGGAGCAGUCACCAUCCUGCCCAAACGCCAGUCCAUCAGAGGGUUUGAUCGUUACUUCAUCAGCCGCACACUGGAGAACAACAGGAGGAAUAUCUGGUUUGCUGAGUUCUGGGAGAACAACUUCGCCUGCAAGUUGAGCCGACACGCUUUGAAGAAAGGGUCCGGGCUGAAGAAAUGUACAAAUCAGGAGCGGAUAGGGAAGGACUCCAACUAUGAGCAAGAGGGGAAGGUGCAGUUUGUUAUCGAUGCAGUCUAUUCCAUGGCCCAUGCGCUGCACAACAUGCACAGGGAACUCUGUCCGGGGAAGGUGGGCCUUUGCUCCAGGAUGGAUCCCAUCAAUGGCACUCUACUGCUCAAACACAUCCGCAUGCUCAACUUCGCAGGAAUAGCUGGCAACCCAGUGCUCUUCAAUGAGAAUGGAGACGCCCCUGGUCGCUAUGAGAUUUAUCAGUACCAGAUCAGAAACAGAACAGCUGAGUACAAAAUCAUCGGCCACUGGACCGAUCAGCUCUAUUUGAACAUCCGAGCAAUGCACUGGCCAGGUGGAGGUCGUCAGAUCCCUUACUCCAUCUGCAGCCACCCUUGCCAGGCCGGAGAGCGCAAGAAGAUAGUGAAGGGCAUCCCUUGCUGCUGGCACUGCGAGCGCUGCAACGGCUACCAGUACCAGUCAGACACCUACAGCUGCAAGAUGUGUCGCUUUGACCUGCGUCCCAACGAGAACCACACUGCCUGCCGUCCCAUCCCCAUUGUCAAGUUGGAGUGGAGCUCCCCAUGGGCCAUCAUCCCUGUCCUCAUCUCCGUAGCGGGCAUCAUGGCCACUCUGUUCGUGGUGGUCACCUUCAUCCGCUACAACGACACACCCAUUGUCAAGGCGUCAGGCCGCGAGCUCAGCUACGUUCUGCUGACUGGUAUCUUCAUGUGCUAUGCCACCACCUUCCUCAUGAUUUCUGCCCCUGACGUUGGCAUCUGCUCCCUCAGACGGAUCUUCCUGGGUCUGGGGAUGAGUAUCAGCUAUGCAGCCCUGCUCACCAAGACUAACCGCAUCUACCGCAUCUUCGAGCAGGGAUCCAUGUCGGUGAGCGCCCCCAGGUUCAUCUCCCCAGCCUCCCAGCUGGUCAUCACCUUCAGCCUGACGUUGGUGCAGCUACUGGGGGUGUGUAUCUGGUUUGGGGUAGACCCGUCUCAGGCCAUCAUCGACUACGAGGACCAGCGCACGGCCAAUCCGGACAUGGCCCGUGGUGUGCUCAAAUGUGACAUCUCUGACCUUUCACUGAUCUGCCUGCUGGGUUACAGCAUGCUGCUGAUGGUCACCUGCACGGUGUACGCCAUCAAGACCCGGGGGGUGCCGGAGACCUUCAACGAGGCCAAGCCCAUCGGCUUCACCAUGUACACCACCUGCAUAGUCUGGCUGGCCUUCAUUCCCAUCUUCUUUGGCACCUCCCAGUCCACAGAGAAGAUGUACAUCCAGACCACCACGCUGACCAUCUCCGUGAGUCUGAGUGCCUCUGUCUCUCUGGGGAUGCUCUACUUGCCCAAGGUCUACGUGAUCCUCAGGCGCCCGGAGCAGAACGUGCCCAAACGCACACGCAGCCUUAAGGCCAUGGUCACUGCCACCACCAUGUCCAACAAGUUCAACCCCAAGGCCAGCCUACGUCCCAAUGGAGAGGCCAAGACCGAGCUGUCUGAGAGCCUGGAAACACAAGCUUUCGCCACAAAGCAGACAUACAUCAGCUACAGCAACCAUGUCAUCUAGGAGAGGAAGGCCGUCGUCGUUGUUCUGGAUGGUCACCUCAUGGCGGGUGAAAAUAUUCUUAUGCACUGGAAUGAAAUGGGAAAUAGAGGAAGAAAAUGGACAUGAGACAUGAUGUGAGGAUCACUAAAGGAUUUCCCAGGGAAUAGUCAUAAUAAAGGAAAUAGAGAAGACCACACAGAGAUGCAGAGAGGGACCCUCAAGGGCCCAACAGAACAGAUACAGUAUAAUGGUGAUGCUCCAUCUUGUCGGCCAUGACAGACAAGGCCAACACUUCCCCCCUGGCAGAGACCGGAGAGGAUAUGAUGCGGGAUGAGGCUUCUCUCUCUCUCUCUCUCUCUCUCUCUCUCUCUCUCUCUCUCUCUCUCUCUCUCUCUCUCUCUCUCUCUCUCUCUCUCCUUAUCUUAUCUUGAGCCGACCGGACUGACAUGCAAUCCAAUUGAAAGAAUCUGUUCAGGUGUAUGCCAUGCAAGGUUGUAGUCUGCCAGUAUUCUCAACAGUAAGGGACAUUGCUCUCAAUGCUUCAGGAAGUUGCAGAGCCACCAGGAUGAGAGUAAUCAGUCUUUUAUUUCAAGGAGGAUUUUAAGUUACGUAAUUGUUUUUUUGUUGUCUUUUUAAAGGUACUCCAGUUUAAAAAGAAAAUACUGGAUGAAAGAAACCAUUCCAACAAUGCAGGAUAAUUGUACGCCAUCAUUUUGUUGUUUUUGCCUUACCUGUCUUCAUUGAGUUGACCCAAAAAAUUAUAAUGAUGUUGACAAAAAAAUAAUAUGGUCAUUACUGAUUUUGAGCAUGCCAGUUUGAACAUCCUGUGUUGUGUUGUAAAAAAAAUAUUUGGAAUGCGUUCAAACUCUGUUGCAGUGUCAUUUCUAUUAUAUGUAAAUUCCAAACUGGUGAAGGUCUAGUGAGUGAUCUUUGUUUCUUUGUGUGAGGUGAGGCCCUGAUCUGUGUUACCAGCUAACCAAAGGCUAGCACUGUCCUCUGCCCACUUUGCCCACACUUUAAUACUGUAACUCCAGACUAAAACAAAGAGUCUCUCAGUACAAAUAGAGAGGUGUCAUGGUGGACUGAACACAGAGGUGCAGAAUGCCUCAAGAUAAAAACGUAAUAUUACAAAUCUGUAAAUUUGACUAAAUAUUAGCUCUUCACUCCACAUACUGUUCUCAUGGGCAAUAACCUUCAAUCUGGAUAACAACAGAUACAGAAAGAGAAAUGUAUUGAACAAUAUCACCAAUACAAUCAACACCAAAACAUGUCGGAGAGUAAGCAUGGAGUACCAAUCCCCAAAAGAAUAUGAGACUCCUUGAUGGACACAUACGAUUUAUGCUUUUCACCACUGGGAAUGGUAAGUGUAGAAACCGACUUGCUAAAGUCGAUAAACGAUAAACUGGGCACACUUGAACUAGUCAGUAAAGAUAUAAAGCAAUUGAAGGGGAGCUUCGAGAUCAGUGACGAAAAAGCUGCGACAUUGGAGAAAGAAACAAACAAGCUAAAAGGUACGGUCAAUACAAUUGAAACGGACGUUAAAGAACUUAAAAAGGAGAACAUGUUUCUGAGACGAGCCUUACUUGAAAUACAGACGAGAUCUAUGAGAGCAAAUCUGGUACUUACUGGUAUCAAAGACAAAGAGGGUGAAGAUCCUGGAAGUGUGAUGAAAUAAUUAUGUCUUGAAGAGCUACAGAUCCCAGGCGAUACUGUUAACAAAAUCAAACUCUAACAUGUACACCGUUUAGGACAGAGAGGACAGAGAUAUAAGCACCUAAUCAUUGCCAAAUUUGCAUUCUUCCAAAAUAAAAUAAAUGUUAAAAGCCUAGAUGGAAGACUCACUCACUGGCACAAAAAUAGGCAUGAAUGAUCAGUUCCCAAAGGAAAUUGCAGAACGGCGUAGUUUAUCUCGUCAUCGAUAAACUGUAUAUUGAUAACCAAUUGUUCCGAGUCACCAAGACUACUCCAUGGCUAUUCUAAAUAUUACAAAGUUCCCAUAAAGGAGUCCAAUAACGGAACAUCCAAUACUAUCCAUGGUAGGGAUUGUAACACAUUUUUUUUGGAAAACUAGUCUCUCAGGCUGCAAGAGGCCCUAUAGUGAGAUACCAUCGAUGACCCCCAUCCAUUUCCAGCAGCUAUCCUACCGGUCACACAAAGGUACAGCUAAGUUGUACAGAUCCAAAUCCAUUAAAUGGGGAGUAAAGUAUCCCCAGGGGAGUAUGCCACACAGUAGUCAUGCACCCAAGAUGACAUCUAUAAUGGGUAAAACAGUGGUUUUAUGUGGUAAAACAGUAGACUAAUUCAUAAAAAUAAAAAUAAUCUCUGAGGACUGUGUCCUGGUUUGCAAAAUGCUUCAGCAAUAUACUAGUAUACUAAAUGACCUCAAGCUACAGAAAGGAAUCUACUCAAGACAAAAUGCCAAAGGAUCCAGUAGUCCUUUCAGCCGCCAUCAGUUCUCUGAAUAAAUACAUCAGAAGUGGUUUCUGUAAAACUGAACAGUCCUUUAGUUCAUUUUAUUUUAUAUUGUGAGGUCAUUUGUGAUGUGAACUCAACACUGUUUUUCCAUUAACCUCUGUAUUAUUAAAAUAACCAAAUGACCAAAUGAAAUGGCAAGUUAUUGUACGUUAUUAAAUAGAUUGAUGAUGUCCGCUUUUAUGUCUUGACAAAUCUAAAAAGGGAAAAAUGUAAACAAAAAAUAAACAGUGCCUGGCUAUCUGACUACGUAUUUGUAAAACCUAUUGAAAAGUA